Molecule: messenger RNA, 297 nt
Organism: Linum trigynum
Lineage: Eukaryota; Viridiplantae; Streptophyta; Magnoliopsida; Malpighiales; Linaceae
Source: the annotation of a GenBank genome assembly
AUGUCGACCCUUGUCGCCCAGCAAAUCCUCCUGCCGCCGCCCUUGUUACCCAGCAAGCUGAGUAGCAGACCAACGAUUCUAGUUCGGCGCUUAGCAGCACAACGCAACUGCAUGCUCGACUUCCUCAGACGGCGUGUCUCGACAUCAAACUUCAAAAGUUCAGACCUGUCGUCCAGACAGGCACAUCGACUCUACUAUGCUCGUCCACAUCGGCUUAUCUUUGCUCGUCUACAUCAGGUAUGCUCUGCUCGUCGCUCUCGACAUCAAAAGUACAAGGUUGAAUCGGUUAACCGCUAA